Molecule: messenger RNA, 813 nt
Organism: Penicillium lagena
Lineage: Eukaryota; Fungi; Ascomycota; Eurotiomycetes; Eurotiales; Aspergillaceae
Gene: arp2
Product: hydroxynaphthalene reductase arp2
Exons: 2
Coding region: 1-813 (270 amino acids)
Molecular function (GO): oxidoreductase activity
Source: RefSeq, a predicted model, not a curated record
AUGGUCGUUACCAACCCCAAUGCCGCCCAGCCCGAGCUUGCAGGAAAAGUCGCACUCGUGACUGGCGGCGGCCGUGGCAUCGGGGCCGGAAUCGCAUUGGAGCUGGCAAAGAAAGGUGCCUCUGUUGCAGUCAACUAUUCCAGCAGCCCAGGGUCCGCCGAGAACGUCGUUCAAGAUAUCGAGGCGCUGGGAAUGGGUGCUCGUGGCGCCGCCUUCCAAGCAGACCUGACAAAGCUGGAGGCGAUUGAGAACCUGUUCCGACAGGUCGUCGCACACUUCGGACGACUGGACAUUGUUGUUUCGAACUCGGGAACUGAGAAGUUCAAGCCGCUAAACGAGACAUCACUGGAAGAUUUCAACGAAGUGUUUGAUCUCAACACCCGCGCCCAGUUCUUCGUCGCCAAGAACGCCUACGACUACAUCCAGCCUGGCGGAAGUGUGGUGCUAAUGUCCUCCAUCGCCGCAGGAAUUGGUGUUCCGGGCCAUGCCCUGUAUGCUGGCAGCAAGAGUGCUGUCGAGGGUUUCACGCGCUGUUUUGCGGCGGAUUUCGGCAAGAAGGGCUGCACCGUCAAUGCGAUUGCUCCCGCCGGCAUCAAGAGUGAUAUGUGGCUCAGCAACUCGUGGCGUUAUGCGCCGGGCUGCGAUCAGAACUCAUCUCUUGAGGAGAUUGAGCAGGCCCUCGCCCAUGGCAGCCCGCUCAAGCGCUGCGGUGUGCCAGCGGAUAUCGGCCGCGUUGUGGCAUUUUUGUCUAGCCCCGCUGGGGAAUGGAUCAACGGUCAAAUUUUGCCGCUGAAUGGUGGUGCCAACAUUUGA